AUGGAGGACGAGGUGUUGAUUGAAUUAGUUCGUGAGAAUACUGUUUUGUAUGAUUUAUCUCAUGCAAAGUAUAUGGAUACAAAAUACAAAAACAAUUUGUGGAACAAAAUAGGAACACAAAUGAAUGUAGACGGUAAGUCAAAAUUUACUUAUCUACAGUGCUAUUGUAAAGAGGAAAGAUUAGAUUUUUGUCUAUGUGUUUGA
Messenger RNA from Pieris macdunnoughi, 204 nucleotides. NCBI's taxonomy places the organism in Eukaryota, Metazoa, Arthropoda, Insecta, Lepidoptera, Pieridae. The record is from the annotation of a GenBank genome assembly.